Messenger RNA from Strongylocentrotus purpuratus (purple sea urchin), 9150 nucleotides. RefSeq names its product diacylglycerol kinase beta (gene dgkb). Bases 1804 to 4923 code for a protein of 1039 amino acids. Gene Ontology annotation, biological process: diacylglycerol metabolic process; intracellular signal transduction; lipid phosphorylation. The transcript has 24 exons. Gene Ontology annotation, cellular component: plasma membrane. Gene Ontology annotation, molecular function: ATP-dependent diacylglycerol kinase activity; calcium ion binding. Lineage: Eukaryota; Metazoa; Echinodermata; Echinoidea; Camarodonta; Strongylocentrotidae. The record is from RefSeq and is a predicted model, not a curated record.
AGUUUGUGAUUUUCUGAGUUACUGUGUGGGCUGAUGUUUACGGUCUCUCUCUCUCUUCCAAAUAGUUUGUGAUUUGUGUGGGCUGAUGUUUAGGGUGCAUUAACAUCGCAACAGUUGUCUGCUACCUUUGACAUAUGUCUCAUAUUGCUUAUUUUUCAUAACUUAAAAGUCAAAUUGGAUUGGAGGGAGUGGUUAUAGCAAAAGUCUCCCUCACUCUCUCUGGAGAGCUCAGCCAGGGGCAUCAAAGCUUUGCAGGUUCUAUUUACUACUUCUUCUUUAACCUUGUAUCAAGCUAGCAGCCAGAAAUGUGCAGCUCUUUUAUUCCUUCCUUGGAACAAUUUCUUCUUCCAAUUUCUAUUUAUUCAACAAAGGGAAAGUAUUAGGAUCCAAUUGAACCAGAACAUUGAAGGACAGCAUCACAAAAACAAUUCUGAAGGACUUUAAAACCAGACUGAAUUCGACGAAAAAGGAAGGAUUUAUGUGAAAUCAACGGAAGAGCUUUCCAAAUUCACUUCCUAGACAAACAAUAGCUUGAAUAUUAUUAGACACCUUUCUGUGGCUUUGCUUGGUCGUUAGUCAGGGCAAACGCAGGCUACCUGCAGUAUAUACAAACAGUGCUGUUCAUUCCGAUGCAUGCCAGCCAGCUAGCCAGCCAGCCAGCCAGCUAGCCACUCAACGAUCUGGUGUGUUUGAGUGUGUCGCUGCUACACACAUCUCUGUCACUGCUAGCCUGACCACCUCAGUAGAAACAUCUCAGCGAAGGAGAAGAGAGGAGAAGAUCAAGAAAAACCUGGGAAAAAAAGUGAUGAAGGCUCCCACAUUUGUUGAUCAAGUACAUAACAGCUGCUUACUGGAGAGCUACAAGUUAUUUGUAAUUUUGAAUGGAAUAGUGCAUCAGAGCAGAGCAGUUGAUCAUCUUGUUGUUUAGUGAAUAAAUAGCAGGAAAUAUUACCUUCAAUACAGGCUCUUACCUUAAAACAAAUUUGAAAAGAUAAGAGAGCAGGAUAGAGCUGGAAAGGGGAUCCUUUUACAGUGUAUGUAAGCACUUCAACUUGCGUUUAUUUUAAUAGCGGUGGAUGUUUUUUUUCCAUUCUCAUUUGCGAAGCACCAUCUGCAGUUCAGAGGGAAUAAUUCUGCAAUCUUGUAAAUUACAACGCUGCUGCCCAGGAAGGAUGGCAAUCUAACGACUCGCAAUAAGUGGAUUCCCUAAUAUCGCAGGUGCAUCCCCUCUCUCCGUCUCUCUCCCCUUCCCCACCCCCGCUAUCGUCCCCCGUAGACUGACCAACAAAAUCUUCUCAUUUUGCUUGUUGUGCGUGGUUAGAGACAGUUAACAGCGCUCAUGAAUCGCACAUGCCUGCCAUACAUCAACAAGCCAACCAACUUAGGCCGCACUUCAAAUCUCUCUGCUUGUGUUUGGAGAAUCCUCAAAAAUGGCGAUGUGAGGUAGCACGCCAAUUUCUGUGAAAAAACAACCACUAUUCCGUCUUCCAUUCUGUGGUGUGAAUAUAUUUUCCCCUCUGUACUUCACUUUUUGCAUAGCCUUUAUUUUUUUUAAACUCCUUUAUUUUUGUUUAGAUGAGGGUUCAUCACUGGAUUGCCAAAAGACGAGCAGAUGUUUUAUAUAUUCUCAGUGGAAUUUUGUUUUAAGAAGAAAAAAAAUUCAGAAUUUCAUGCUCUCAAUCUCACCAACAAGCUACACUGCCAGCACAUUUCUUUAUCAUUACUCAUUCGAACACACUCUCCGUCAUAAUUUGACAUUUAUCGUGAGCAUUCCAUCUUGCUGUGAAAAACCCUACUGCCAAGAUGCCUGCUUGUAAGGGAACAUGGCCUUUCUCUCAGUCCUAUGCCUCCCUCGGCCAAACGGACCAAAAGAGACAGAACUCCAAGAAAGAGCGACCGAGCUGGAAGUACCGUCUCUUUCGCAACUCCAAACGAGGCCGGCAGAAAAAGGAAAAGGAUAAUAGGAUUUCGAAACCCCUUUUUGUGCCUUGUACCUCGGCCCUUGUGAUGGCGCUGCAGGGCCAAGCUCAGGAUGUAGUGGAUAUCGUCAUGGUAGAUUCAAGGAAAACACUCAAAGAUGUUUUAGAAGAAUUCCAUGGAAAUGGAGUAUUAUCCAAAUACAACCCCGAGCAGCCCAUCAACUAUGAAGGCUUCAAGCUCUUCAUGGAGACUUACCUUGACGUUGACAUGCCAGAGGAUCUCUGUCGACACCUCUUCCUCUCCUUCGUCAAGAAGACACCUUCCGUGUCCAGGUCUACAAGUAGAGAGAAGGAGAGGGGCGCCAUCUAUGAUGUCGGCAGUGCCGUCGCUACCGUGACCACCACCGCCGCGUGUGCCGCCAUCACAGGGAGCAGCUCGCCGAUUGAAAUCGCUGGGCAGACGAGCGGCGGCAACAACAACACAGAAGGAAAUGAGCUCACAAACGGUCAUGGGCAGGAGUCAGGGGUUGUCACAAGAGGGAGCCCCACCCAGUCACGGAGUUCAUCCAAGAAGUCCAAUGCCUCUAACGGAACCCCUUCAAGUCAUUCCAUUCGCACCGAUGCACUCAGGGUCGAACAAACCACUAAUGAUCAUGGAGAUAUCAAGAAAGGGAAAUCCAUGGAGAACAAUAGGCGGAAAAAGACAGCACUCUUCACCGCCCUGCGCAAGACUAAAAAGAAUACCAAAGACACGGACUCACUAGGGGCAUUGGCCGCCUCCCGGGGGUCACUCGCACAUCCAGAUGUCACCAACCAGGUCGUCUACAUGAAAGACAUCGUCUGCUACUUGUCGUUGCUAGAGGGCGGCAAACCAGAGGAUAAAUUAGAAUUCAUGUUCAGGCUUUAUGACACAGAUGACAAUGGUAUCCUUGACAGCAGUGAGCUGGAUUGUAUAGUAAACCAGAUGAUGCAUGUAGCUGAGUAUCUAGGCUGGGAUGUCACUGAAUUAAGACCAAUCUUACAAGAUAUGAUGAUAGAGAUUGACUUUGAUUCAGAUGGGACCGUAUCGUUAGAAGAAUGGAUACGUGGCGGCAUGACAACCAUUCCUCUCUUAGUUCUCCUUGGCCUUGAAUCAAAUGUGAAAGAUGAUGGCAGUCAUGUAUGGAGGUUAAAACACUACAACAAACCAGCCUAUUGUAACCUCUGCCUCAAUCUCCUUGUAGGGUUUGGAAAACAAGGUCUAUCAUGUACAUUCUGCAAAUACACGGUUCAUGAACGCUGUGUACAACGUGCCCCAGCCUGUUGCAUUAGUACAUAUGUCAAGUCAAAACGGACAACGAAUUAUCGUGGCAGCAUACUAGGAAAGCAACCCAAAAAUCUGUCACGCAAGGACGCCGAGGUUUGGGGAGAAGUUCCGAUCAUGAACCAUCACUGGGUAGAAGGUAACAGCCCGGGUAAAUGUGACCGGUGUAAGAAGUCGAUUAAGAGCUACAACGGUAUUACUGGCCUUCACUGCAGAUGGUGCAAGAUAACGCUCCAUAACAAAUGUGCCUCCCACGUCAAACCAGAGUGUAACAUGGGAGAAUUCCGAGACCACAUUCUACCUCCUACGGCUAUCUGCCCAGCAGUUCUGGGAAGAGUCAAUUCCGUCAGAAAAUCAUUGCAUGGUAAACCACAACCUUCAACAGGUAUAGAGGAGAGGAGGAGCACGUUAACACCUAAAGAUAGUAAUGCCUCAGAAGACGUUUCAGAUGGAGGUCCUCAAAGAAGGGGUGUCUGCAGGACAGACUCCAUGUCGAUAGAAGGUCAAGGGUUACAGGUCACACCUCUUCCCGGCACUCAUCCCCUUGUAGUGUUUGUGAAUCCAAAGAGCGGUGGCAGGCAAGGGGAAAGGAUCAUGAGAAAAUUCCAGUAUCUUCUGAAUCCCAGACAGGUCUAUAAUCUUGGCAAAGGUGGACCUAAUGCAGGGUUAAAGUUCUUCAAAGACGUACCAGACUUCCGAGUUCUGUGUUGUGGUGGUGAUGGUACUGUAGGAUGGGUAUUAGAUUGUAUAGAUAAGCUGUGUAUAGAACCUAGGCCUUCAGUAGCAAUCCUUCCCUUAGGUACAGGCAACGAUCUAGCUAGGUGUCUCAAUUGGGGUGGAGGUUAUGCUGGCGGUAGUCUACCAAAGAUCCUGCAGGACAUUGAGGUAUCUGACGCAGUUGAAUUAGAUAGAUGGCAUAUAGAAUUUAGCACAACGGAUACUUCAGAGCAAGGAGAUCCAGUUCCCUACAACAUCAUCAACAACUACUUUUCAAUUGGAGUGGAUGCAUCGAUCGCUCACAGAUUCCACACAAUGAGGGAGAAGCAUCCAGAGAAGUUCAACAGCCGAAUGAAGAACAAGCUGUGGUACUUUGAGUUUGGUACCUCAGAGACGUUCACCUCAACCUGCAAGAACCUACAUGAAGACAUUGAUAUCAUGUGUGAUGGAGUAUCCUUAGACCUCGCCAGUGGCCCAUCACUGGAAGGCAUCGCUGUGAUGAACAUCCCCAGUAUCUAUGGAGGAUCCAACCUCUGGGGGGACACGCCCAGCAAGAAGAAACAACGCAAGCUGGAGAAGAAGCUCCAGAGAAACCGAGAACGAGAUGGUGACAGCCAUUCCACCGUGGGUCUUACGCAGUCCAACAUUGACCUCAUGUUUGCAAGGCAAUCGAUAGGAGACAAGCUGUUGGAGGUGGUGGGCCUAGAGGGCUCACUUCAUGUAGGUCAAGUCAAGGCGGGGAUCAGGUCAUCAGGUCGAAGGUUAGCUCAAUGUCAGACAGUAACCAUCAGAACAAGGAAACGAGUGCCAAUGCAGAUUGAUGGAGAACCUUGGCUUCAACCUCCAUGCACGAUAUCGAUAACACACAAGAACAGCACACCUAUGCAGAAAGGACCUCCACCCAAGAAGAGUUUCUCUGGGAUCAGAAAACUGUUUGGCAAGGGGAGCAUUGAUGUGGAUGAGAGUAGCGAUGUGCAUCUAUAAGACUGUGGAGAUGCAAAAAGACACCAAGAUUGGAUCUGUAAGGAUAGCUCCCCAACGCUUCCUCCAAUCUCUUCAAAUAUUGCCUUCCAUUCCCGAGUGAGAGAGAGAGAGAGAGAGAGAGAGUGCAAGUAUACCACAAGAUGUAAAGAUGCAGUCCAGCUGAGAUGAAGAGUUGCAUAUCAAAUGGCUGCUCCUGUAUGGCUGAUGAUGCUAGUGAUGAUGAUGAUGCUGGUGGUGAUGAUGAUGAUGAUGAUGAUGAUGGUUGUGGUGAUAGAGUUGUUUAAAAAGCAAAAAUGGGGUUCAUGAUGGAAACGACUCUGAUAUCGGUGUGCAGAAUUACGUUACAGAUACUUACGCAAACAAACUUUGGAAGAGAGACUAUCUGCAUUCCAUCCUGUGGUUGAGAAGUAGUAUUCCAGAGCAUGAAACAUUUCAGAUGAGGAGUCUGGGUGGUGGAGUCUACAAUACAUUAGUGCUGUCUGGCACAGAACUCAUGAAAUGUAUUCUGGAUGUUCACAGAAGAAAUAGAGGAAUAAGAGAGUCUUAUUCAUUGUAAAGAAGAGAUAAUUAGCUGAUGAGGGUUGGAAUUGGAGGCAAGCAAGCACUGCAGACUAUAUGAGCCUCUUAAUGCAUCUUUUAUCAGUGAUUGGUAUUUGCACUGAUAGGUAUAUGUGCUGAUAGUACACAUAGUUGGUGCUGUGAUAUGGAAAAAUAUAGGAAAUCUCAGAAUCUCAUCAGAAAUGGAUGCAAGUAGAAUCUUUAAGUUGUCAGGAAUUCCACUAGGCUAAGGUAUUAAGUUUGGAAUAGCAGAUAAAGAUAUUUUAUCAAAUGGAAGGUGCAAUGCAAACAGAUGAACACAAAAUGGUUUUAAAGUGUCAAAGAGAGAGUUCAUUCCAUGCACGAUAUGUUAUUUGAAUAAUAAUCUGAAUUAGUCUUCUGCAACAGACUUUUAACGGUGUGAAUGAAGCUAUGUGCGUUUGUAUGAUAAUGCAUGUUACUUCUUAUUUUCUAUUUUUAUCUUGUAAGAUCAUGUUUUUCUUUUGAUGAAUAUUUUGUAUACAAUGUGCUUGCUAUAUGUACAGAAGAGAAAAUGUUAUGCAUUAUUAAUAUGUUGUGAAUUAUUACAUAGGAUAAACAGUGGUCAAUUUAUUUUGCAAAAUCUAGUUCUGAACCAUUUUUAAUACAUUACAAUACAAACGUGAAAUGUAUUCUGGAUGUGGCCUUUAGGGUAUAUCCAUUAUACAAUAAUAUUCAAGUUACUGAAGGAGCAAAUCCAACCACAAUGAAAACAAAUUGAAUAAUUUGUGUAAAAUAAAUGACAAUACUGUGUUCCAACAAUCAUUAAUUCCGCCUUCUGAAACUGCUUAAAGAAUGGGCUUAGUAUUUAUAUUUUUAAAAAGAAGGAAAAAGUUGUCCAUAAAAUAGAUAUGAUCAAAUUUUUGAAGAAUAAUAUCAACCUUUAAAAAGGCAGCUAUGGGAAUGAUAAAAAGUGAACACCAUAAACUCAUAUCCACAAAGUGCCAACUAAUGGUACAUGAAUUUGAAUAGCAAAAAAUCUGUUUUUCUUACUUUGUUAAAAGUGUUUAAAGUCAAAUAUGACUGCAAGUUCCCUGCUUUUCAAGUUUUUAUUAUUUGAAGUAAUAUUUAUCAGUUUACAAAUUUUUAACUUUGACAGCCUUUUAUUCUGUUUUAAAUAUAUUUGAUAACAAAUUUUAUUACUGUAAAUUGUAUUUCAAUUGAUGUUUAUUUAAUCUAUGUGUAUGAAUAUAUGAUGGUGGAGGUAUUUGCUGUGUGAAAUUAUGUAAGAUAUGUCACUUGUCUUUCCAUAUGUCUAAAGGGAUGUAAAUGUGUUUUGGUUUUUAUUGAUAAUACGUUUUACUCAAAGUAUAUGUAUGUUUCCUUACUUUUUAUUUGUUUUGUAUAAAAUCCAUGCUGUGAUGAUUUUUAAGUAAUACCGCUCUUUGAUAUCAUGUAUCACCCACGAAUGAAAUAUUUGUAUAUGGUUAUCGGUGGAGGGUUGCUAGCCAUAUUAUUUAUAUAGAUUCAUUUGUACUCACCCGAUUACACUUGAUAAAUUUAAAGUUUGUAUUUUGUUUUUCAUUUUUAAUUCUGUUACAAAUCUUUUAUACUCGUAUUUAUCCACAUUGAACGAAUGAUUAAUUGAUGUUCCUGUUUUUAUUUGAUGAGAUUUAUUAAUCUAAAUAUCAAAGUUAAAAAUACCUUGGAUAAGUACCUGUAAUUUAUUUAUAAUCAACAAUAGUUAUGCCUUUUUUUCAGUGCAACUUGGUUUCUAUUUUUAGUUUCCAAUUCUUAGUUCAGAUAGGUUGCAAUUUUCAGACAAUCUUUACUUUUUGUUUAAUUUCAUUAAUAUGUAUUGUUAUGAAUAGCCUUGUUAAUAUUUUGACAAUCAGAGUCUUUGCGUACGAGAAAAGGUUCUUCUAUGCUUCAUUAAUUUCUUUAAAUUAUUUCGGAAAAUCUUUUUAAUGGUCUGCAUCACCAAGUUAUUGCAUUGGUAACAAAAUUUGAUAGUUACAUGUAUUUAAAAUCAUUCACAAGACAUAUGAAAGACGUAAAGAAAAUGAAUAAUGGUUGUAUUUUUAUUGAGCUAGAUAUUAUACCUGGUUACUAUGAGCUUUCUGUAUGAUAUCCAUUUUAUAUUUAAUUGAUAUCAGUUUAUCCGCUUUGUAGAAUUCAAAGCAUUAUUAUUUAAGCAUUUGUCUGAGCAGGUUUCAGCAAGCAAUUAUGCCAUUAUAUUAGCAGCUAUAGUAGUAGUGUAUAUCAAAUAAGAAAAGUCUAUAUAUGUAUAUCACUGUCCAUAUCAUUUUAUAUUAUUCAGAAAAUAAUUCAGAAUCUCUGUUUGAAUAUGGCCUUUAUACAAACAUUUAAGUUUUAUUUGAAUAUCUCUAGGUUAGAUGCGUUGAUUAAGUUUAAGAUUAUAUAUACAUAACGAUAGCAGAAUGUAAACUACCUUGUAUAAUUUGGUUUUUUUUUAAGGUACAACAAUAGUUCCAUCAUUUGAAUUAAUACUUUUAAAAACAUCUACAACUAAUUGUACUCUGUUUAAUCUUUACUGUAUGUUAUGUAUAAUUGGUGUUGGGCUUUGAAGUCAAAAUCAUUUUGUAAACAAAGCUGAGUAUAGGUUUUAGUUAUCCUUAAGUUUGAAGACAACAAUAUUUCAUCUGGUGUAAGCGGGUCCCUGCCAUUUUAGUAUGAGAUGUUUAAGCACAAUGAAUUUCUCCUUCUCUCCUUUCUCUCUCUCUCUCCCUCUCCUCUUUAUCAUUGAAAUCAUUCAAAUUAAGGGAACAAGAUUUGAUACCUGAUAUUUCCUUUAAGUGAAUUAUAUUAUAUAUUGUAGGUGAUUUUCACAAAGCUCAAACCAUGGACUGUUCUGUCAAGAGUACCGGAUAUGUUGCAUUGGGAGUCCUCCAUUUUGAAUUCUUUAAUCCACAAAUAUUAUUUACAUGAAAUGAUUUGUGUUUGGAGCUCUCUCUCUCUCUCUCUCUCUCUCUCCCUCCCUCUUACUGGGUUGCCUUCAUCUUUCUUCAAAUCACUGCCAAGAAGUUGUAUGCUGUGAUGAGAAAGAUGAAUGAGAGAGAGAGAGAGAGAGAGAAGGUAGGGAAAGGGUUUUUAUAUUAUAGUCUUCCUCUUUGAGAAAAGGUUUAGAAAAACUUGUGUGUGUAAAUUAAGAACAAGGCACCUUAUAGUAACAAUAAGAACCUUUGCUUCAUGAGGCGCUGUUCACACACAACUUGGUAAACUGCCUCCAAAUAACUGCUGUGGCAAAAUAAACUAUUCUACCUGUAAAUUAAUAGCAUGUAGGGUGAAAAAGGUGCUUUACACAAUAAAGGCCUAUAAAGCAUUCUAAUUCUUCCACUAAAAAACAUGGGGGCAUUAACUCAUACUUUUACAGAGGGUUAACGCCCUUUUGGCUCUCAACAUACAACUUGUCUGCAUAUUACAUGAACAAUAUACAACAUGUGAGCGUAUUAUGUCCUUGUAUUUUGCCAUGGCGUUUUUUAAGGGGGUUUACCCUGCUAUGUGUGAAUGGAGCUUUACGCUUUAUUUCCAACCGAUGUAAUAAUUAUCUCAGAUACCUUGAGGUUUGAAUUCAUUGUGACUUUUAGCCUGGGUAUCUUUUAUCGCCUGUUUUCAUGAGUCUAAUUGAUAAUAUGUACAGCAAAAUCUUGACUAGAAUAAACAAAUGAUGGAAUAUUUUUAUGAAGGGUA